Molecule: messenger RNA, 3159 nt
Organism: Peniophora sp. CBMAI 1063
Lineage: Eukaryota; Fungi; Basidiomycota; Agaricomycetes; Russulales; Peniophoraceae
Source: the annotation of a GenBank genome assembly
AUGUCUGGCCCAGGCAGAAAGCGUGCCGUGUCGCCGUCGAGACAGAAACGCAGCGACGUCUUCUGUAUCUGGUGUAAGGAGCACCAUUCACGAUACCGCGAGAAGAAGUGUCGCGAAGCUGCUUCCGAAGCCACAUCACAAGUUCCUCGUUUGAGUGUACGUUCUACCGAGGCUGUAAAGCGCAUCGGACGAUCUUUAGAUGGUGCACCUCGGGCUGUGUCGGCCGCACAAGUCUCUGCCGAACCUGUAUCAAGUCGUACUCCGAUCUCGUCACAGGACAAGGCAGCGCAACCUUUCACCAGCGAAACGGAAUCACACAGUGCGAACACAGAUAGCAGCGCAGAAUCUUCAACACACGAUCUGAUGGCACCUGAUCUCACGGACGGUUUGGACGGUUUGAGACCCGCACAUGAACGUCCGGCGCUUAUGCGUAUUCCUGAGGACUGGCAACCCGUGUAUGAAGAGGAGGAACUCGAGGAUGUGACUGUCGAUGGCGAGGUUGACUUGGAUUCGGAACAUGGAGACGAUGACAUGACACAGGAGCAGUACAUUGAGUUAGAUGAGAAGGAGGAGCUUUACGACGAAGGAAUUGAUCCCUUCCUUGAACUCGAGGACCUCUGCUACGCGUGGGUUCUCAAAGAGUGUCAGUUUGAAGAAAGCGACCUGGACGAUGCAGCACGCGACAUUCUUCGUCACUACGCCUUCAAAGUCAAACAUCAUCUUACCGACCGCGCUUGGAAGGACUUGCCCACGACGUUUCGCAAGGAGGACAUCGCCUCAAUCAAGACUGCACGUGCCAAAAUCGCUGAACUGUCCCACUUCCGGCCUGUCUUGUAUGAUUGUUGUGUCGAUUCCUGUGCUGCGUUCACAGGACCGCACGCAGCACUUGAACACUGCCCGGUGUGUAAGAAGGAUCGUUACGCUGGCGCCGGCCCGAAUCGUCGCCCCCGCAAACGUUUUCGCUAUCUCCCGAUCAUUCCCCGCCUGGAAGCGCUGGCAGGCAGUCGUUCUGCGGCCGAGAAGCGUACUUACCGAGCGCAUGGUCACAAGCCAGAAGAUGAUAAGAUCAAGGACUACAUGGACAGCGAGCACUACCAACAUCUUCAGCGCACCAAUGUCAUCAUCGACGGCAAAGUUCUUCCUCAUCGCUACUUCCAGAAUCCUCGUGAUACCGCCUUGGGGAUCUCUACAGAUGGCUUUGCGCCUUUCCGCAAGCGAACAUCGACCUGCUGGCCGCUUAUCGCUUUCGAUCUCAACCUCCCACCUGAGGUUCGUUCUCAUAUCGAGCAUAUCAUCUCUCUCGGCGUCGUUCCAGGGCCUAAGAAGCCGAAAGACAUGGACUCGUUUCUCUGGCCGUUCGUCGAGGAGAUGCUUCAGCUUGCAGUGGGCGUACGCGCCUACGAUGUGCUGUCCGGCGAGGUCUUCGCUAUGCGCGCAUAUCUCAUUCUGAUCUUCGGCGACAUCCCGGCCAUGUCACUCAUCAUGCGCAUGAAGGGCGCGAAUGGCUUCUCCCCCUGCAGGAUGUGUAGCAUUACUGGUGUGCACGACCCGUCGAACACGGCGAACACGGCCUUCUACUUCCCACUCGACCGCUCAAAUCACCCCGCUGUUCUUGCCGAUCCCACGGCUCCUCGCACAUUCGAUCCUGCUGCACUUCCUCUACGUACCCAUGAGCAAAUGAUUGCUCAGGGACGCGAGGUACAAGCCGCUGAUGCUGCAGGGUCGACUGGUCUUCGUGACGAGCUUGCGCGCAAGUACGGGGUCAAGGGCGUGCCUCUCCUUGCGUGUCUUCCCUCGGUUGAUCUCGCAAAGUGCUGCCCAUACGACUUCAUGCACUUGAUCUGGGAGAAUCUAGUCAAAAACCUCGUCCUGCACUGGACAGCUGCAUUUAAGGGCCUCGGACAAGGCACGGGUUCAUAUCACAUCAAGAAGGACGUCUGGGAUGCAAUCGGUGCCGCCGCCGCCGCCUCCGGCUCGACGAUACCCGGUUGCUUCGGAGCGCGCCCGCCAAACUUCGCGGCUGAGAAGAUGUCAUCGACGGCAGAUACGUGGUCGUUUUGGACACUGUAUCUCGCCCCGAUCCAGCUAGACCGUCAGUUCAAGGAGAAGAAGUACUACGACCACUUCGUACAGCUCGUGCGACUUCUGCAUUUGUGCUUGCAGUUCGAAAUCAAGCGCAGUGAGGUUGAGGAGAUCCGUCAAGGCUUCAUCGAGUGGGUUAAGAAGUAUGAAGAGUUUUACUACCAGCACAACCCUGAUCGUGUGUCCGCCUGCCCGCUCACGGUGCAUGCUCUGCUGCACAUCGCCGACAUGAUCUUGAUUGCAGGCCCUGUCUGGGUGUACUGGGCAUUCGCGAUGGAACGUUAUUGCGGGAUCAUACGACCAGCCAUCCGGAGCAAGAAGCACCCAUAUGCCUCCCUCGACCGUGGAGUCCUCGAGACGGCGCAACUCUGCCAGAUCGGGCUCCUAUACAAUGCACAGGAAAGCCUUCAGGUCCUGGACAGGCGUCUGGUGAGGUCAGAUCGCAAGGGGUCUUUGCGAGUCGGGAACUAUAACUACACCUUACUUCCGCCGUCACCCACCACUCGACCCGAAGCUUCACUCGUAAACAAGAUAUUGAAGGCGCUUGGAACACGCUAUCAACUCUCGAAGAAACCGCAGGCCCUCAAGAAGCUCGUUGCGACUUCCCACAUCACUCAGUACUCAAGUGUUCGCAUCGACGAUGGGGACCUCAUAUAUGCAUACUCAAUGCUGACCGAGACACAGCGUGCAGAGCGACGGGAUGCGACCUACAUCAGGUACGAGCUCCUCGUCGACCAACGUCCGCGAGAUAGGAACGAGGCAAACGCGGUUUACGAACGGGAGACGUACUUCGGUCGUCUUCAGCAUCUAUUCUGUGUUAGGGUACCAGCAGACCCUGCCGCUGGGGUUCUCGAAGCGGAAACUAUUCUCCUUGCAGGCGUGACACCGUGCAAGAUCACGAACAAGCACGACGUGCUCGAUAUUCACGUCUACAAAGAUGAGUCACCGACGGAGGAGGUGGUCGAUCUUGACUGUAUAAUGUGCUUGGUUGGUCGCGUGCGAUACUUGAAGAGGUACUGGGCGAUCAUCGAUCGCAGCGGCUCCCUUGCCCGUGCGGUUUACGAGCCUGAGGAUUGA